Messenger RNA from Paramuricea clavata, 287 nucleotides. Lineage: Eukaryota; Metazoa; Cnidaria; Anthozoa; Malacalcyonacea; Plexauridae. The record is from the annotation of a GenBank genome assembly.
AUGCAACAGGUUAUGGGACAUUAUUUCUCCGAAAACGCACCAGUUAACGAGAACACACCAAACUGGUACCGAUAUCGAAUGUCCAACUCCCAAAUGAAUCAUUGCAAACAACAAUCAACGCAUUGGCGAGUGGCCUGCAGCAUUCCACAAGAUGCAAAACACAUCUACACCAACUACUGGCGUACAACAUUUAAGGAUUUUGACGUAAUGACCUUUCGCAACUACAAUGUUUGUAAAACGAUUGAAUUCGUGAAUAUUCGGGGCCAUGAAGUUUACAUUGCACUUUG